AGAGGAGUACGGACGAUGUACCGUCGCCGCUCCCAAUGCUGCCCAGGCUACUUUGAGAGCGGAGAUUUGUGUGUCCCUCUGUGUACUGAAGAAUGUGCCCAUGGCCGCUGUGUGUCCCCUGAUACGUGUCAGUGUGAGCCAGGCUGGGGAGGACUGGACUGCUCCAGUGGCUGUGAGAGUGGCUACUGGGGACCUCACUGCAGUAACCGCUGCCAGUGUCAGAACGGAGCCCUGUGUAACCCUAUCACUGGGGCCUGUGUCUGCACGGACGGUUACCAGGGCUGGCGAUGUGAGGACCCCUGUGAGCCUGGCUAUUAUGGCAAAGGUUGCCAGCUGCAGUGCCAAUGUCUUAACGGUGCCACCUGUCACCAUGAGACAGGCGAGUGCAUCUGUGCCCCUGGGUAUAUGGGUGCUGUCUGUGGAGUGCGAUGUCCCUCUGGCAGUCAUGGGACCCAGUGUGAGCAGCGGUGCCCCUGCCAGAAUGGUGGAACCUGCCACCACAUCACUGGAGAAUGCGCAUGUCCAGCUGGCUGGACCGGGUCUGUGUGUGCCCAGCCAUGCCAAUUAGGCAAAUAUGGCAUCAACUGCAGCCAGGACUGCUCGUGCCGUAAUGGGGGAUUAUGUGACCACAUCACUGGACAAUGUCAAUGUAUGGCAGGUUACACUGGCCGCAGGUGCCAGGAGGAGUGCCCUGUCGGUACAUACGGCCAGCAGUGUGCCCUCCAUUGCGACUGUCAGAACGGAGCCAAGUGUUACCACAUCAACGGUGCCUGUCUGUGUGACACAGGCUUUAAAGGACCUCACUGCCAGGAGAGAUUCUGCCCCCCAGGGUUGUAUGGGCUUAUAUGUGACAAAUACUGCCCCUGUAAUACUACAAAUACUUUGAGUUGUCAUCCUCUGUCAGGGGAAUGUUCCUGUACAGCAGGGUGGACUGGUCUAUACUGCAACGAGAUGUGUCCUCCAGGCCAUUACGGUGAGGGCUGCAGCCUGAAGUGCCAAUGUGCUAAUGGAGCAGACUGCCAUGGGGUCACUGGGGCCUGCAUCUGUGCUCCUGGUUUUACUGGAGAUGACUGCUCCCAGACAUGUCCUUCUGGAUUUUAUGGAAUUAACUGCUCAUCUGCCUGUCACUGCCAUAAUCAAGCCUCCUGUUCUCCCAUUGAUGGCUCCUGUAUUUGCAAAGAAGGUUGGCAGGGUGUGGACUGCUCCAUCUUGUGCUCUAGUGGAACAUGGGGUCUUGGCUGUAACCAGACCUGUAUGUGCUUAAACAGGGCCGCUUGUGACCCCAUCGAUGGCUCUUGCUCUUGCGCGCCAGGCUGGAGGGGAAAACACUGUCAGCUGGCUUGCCCUGAUGGCACCUAUGGAUUGGAGUGUCGAGAGCACUGUGACUGUAAUCAUGCCAGCGGAUGUGAUCCCAUCAGUGGCUCCUGCCUCUGUUUGGCAGGAUGGACUGGUAUCCACUGCGACAAUGUCUGCCCUCAGGGCUUCUGGGGGCCAAACUGCUCCAUGACCUGCUCAUGCCAGAAUGGAGGCUCGUGCUCCCCUGAGGAUGGCACCUGUGUGUGUGCUCCAGGCUACCGGGGCACAUCCUGCAAAAGAUCCUGUUCUCCUGGGUUCUAUGGGCAUCGCUGCAGUCAGAUAUGCCCCCAGUGUGUGCACAGCACUGGCCCAUGCCAUCAUAUUACAGGCCAGUGUGAAUGCCUGUCUGGAUUUUUUGGCCCGCUGUGCAAUGAAGUGUGUCCCAGUGGCAGGUAUGGGAAAGCUUGUGCUGAAGUGUGCCUCUGUAUGAACAAUGGCACGUGCAACCCUAUUGAUGGCUCCUGCCAAUGCCUCCCCGGCUGGAUUGGAGAUGACUGCUCACAGGCAUGUCCUAUAGGGCAGUGGGGGCCUGACUGCCUCAACUCAUGCAACUGUCACAACGGAGCCCAGUGUAGUGCCUAUGAUGGGGAGUGCAGGUGCAGCCCUGGCUGGACAGGCCUUUACUGCACACAGCGCUGCCCAUCGGGUUUCUUUGGGCGUGACUGUGCUGAGGUGUGCCGCUGUCAGAACGGAGCAGAUUGUGAGCACAUCUCAGGCCAGUGUACCUGUCGCACAGGCUUCAUUGGUGGCAGCUGCGAACAAAAGUGUCCUCCUGGGACUUUUGGCUAUGGUUGUCAGCAGCUGUGUGAGUGCAUGAACAAUGCCACCUGUGACUACGUGACUGGAACCUGUUACUGCAGUCCUGGAUACAAAGGAAUUCGCUGUGACCAAGCGGCCCUGAUGAUGGAGGAGCUGAACCCCUACACUAAGAUCAGUCCAGCCCUGAGCUCUGAGCGCCAGUCAGCUGGUGCCGUCAUGGGCAUCAUCUUCCUACUCCUCAUCAUCAUGGCCAUGCUUAGCCUCUUUGUGUGGUACAGACAGAGGCAGAGGGAGAAGGGUCAGGACAUGCCGAGUGUGUCUUACACACCAGCCCUUCACAUCGCCAACACUGACUACUCACUUUCUGACACGUCUCAGAGCAGCAGUGGCCAGUGUUUCUCCAACCCCAGCUACCACACUGUUGCUCAGUGCAACAUUCCCUCCUCCAACACUAACAAUCUGGAUGGCACUCUAACUCUGAAGAAAGGAGAUAGGAGCAACUCAGAAUGGAGAGCGUACUGCAAUUUGAAUGACCUUGGUGUGUCACGAGAGGAUACACUGAUACUGCAAGACAACAAGACCAUUCAAGUUGCUAAAGAUUACAUCAAGCCAUCCAUGUGCAGCUCUAGUUCAUGCUCUUUGAACAGUGAGAAUCCAUAUGCCACGAUACGGGACCCACCAGGUCUGACCUGCAAGCACACAGAGAGCAGCUAUGUGGAGAUGAAGUCUCCUGCACACAGAGACCUGGUCUUCUGCACCAGCACUAACACCCGCACCUCUGCAAGCAGGAACAUCUAUGACAUGGAACCCACAGUGAGUGUCCUACAGGGACCCAAUGGCCUGGCAACUGGUUUCUCCCAGAACCCUUACGACCUUCCUCGGAACAGCCACAUCCCAAGCCACUACGACAUCCUGCCCAUGCGCCACAGCCCCACACACACACCGCCACCUCCUGAGAGCCCCCCCAGCUCCCUGCUGUAGAGCCCAGACCUGAGCCUACCUCUACACUACAGCAAGCACCACCUGUUUCUGCAGGACCUUCUCCUGUCUGUCUUUUUAUCUUAUCACAUCUUUUAUUCUCUUUCCCACAUACACACACAGAUGCAUGACAAGAUGGCUAUAUAUGCUGUAAAAUAGAGUUUUGUUGGAUUGCUGUGUGUCUACGUGUGUGUGUGUGUGUGCGUGGGACGACAGAUUGCUAAGAAAGAAUUGUACAGAGAACUGUAGAUAUAAACAACUUCUCUCUUAUCUUCAUUCGGUUCCCUGGAAGGUGAAAGAAUUUCAUUAAGAAGGCUAGACUGGAGACUAAGAAGAGGAAAAAAAACAAACAAAUCCUGUAUCUGUGUAAACUGCAGCAGACUAUCAAGGCACUCGUGUUGAGUUUCCAUACAAACAAGCGAUCUCUACUUGGAGGAGGAACGUAGCCUCAGUGAUUCACGAAUCAGUAGCUUUGGCAAGGGGAAAAGUUGACCCAGUCACCCGUCCCCUAAAGCAAUUCGGGACUGACCCUGGCCAUCUAAUCAGAGCCAAUGGAUACAGUCAACUCCAGGCGAAGUAGCACUGCUAACCUUGUCUAUUUAAAGAGGACUGAAAAGACCUUAGUAUGAAAGCAUGGCUUAAUAGUAAAUGGUUAAAUAGUAAGACCAUGUAGUUUUACUGUGUAAAGAUAAUUACCAAAAUGAGUUUUUGAGAACCUUCUUUUAUUUUUUUCCUUCAUAACACUGAGUAUAUUUCAUAAAGUAUUUUAAAAUUUGCUGAGGUAGUGCACAGCUCUUUAUAAAAGAUUUACCAAGAAAGACAGCAGCUUAAUAUACACUGUACAAUGUCCUUAAAUCUACUAAGUCUAUCUUAAACUGCUGUUUCAUCCAAAAACAUUUAUGGAUGGUUAUAUAUCAAGUUCACAGGUGUGAUGUCAGUGUGUAUUCAAGACCAUAUACUAUAAUGCUACUAUUUUGUUUUAUUUUUGUAAAUAUAUAUUCAUGUUUAUAUUCUUAAAAUGCCAGC
Messenger RNA from Neoarius graeffei (lesser salmon catfish), 4119 nucleotides. It is a transcript of the gene megf11, whose product is annotated as multiple EGF-like-domains 11. Gene Ontology annotation, cellular component: membrane. Bases 16 to 3096 code for a protein of 1026 amino acids. Gene Ontology annotation, molecular function: zinc ion binding; protein binding. The transcript is spliced from 22 exons. The record is from RefSeq and is a predicted model, not a curated record. Lineage: Eukaryota; Metazoa; Chordata; Actinopteri; Siluriformes; Ariidae.